Nezara viridula (southern green stink bug) is the source of this 7213-nucleotide messenger RNA. NCBI's taxonomy places the organism in Eukaryota, Metazoa, Arthropoda, Insecta, Hemiptera, Pentatomidae. The record is from the annotation of a GenBank genome assembly.
AGACAGGCUGCCCCACGGGGCGGAACGUCAUCAGCAACUCACACGCUGCAGCUCAGAAAUGAGAUGAGAAGGAACGCUAAGAGGAUGGACAGAGAGGGGUUGAGAGAAGACGCGGUGCCUGUGAGGAGGCGGGCCGCCCUUAGAUAAGGGCCUGGAAUGGACAAGAAAGAGAGCCAACAGAAGUCGAAGAAAGGAGCGGCGCCGUUCGCCUCAGUCGAGGACCUCAGCGACGACAGCCCCGAAGACAGGGCCAAGCUGGAGGUGCCCGGCGCCAGGAGUGGGGUCACCCCCCGGAUCGACAUCUCCAGGGCCUCCUCCUCAUCGCACCAUGAGGAUAGCAGUCCGGAGAGGGAGCUCUUUGGUGGAGAGGGAGGAGGAGUUAAGGUGGGCCUUGGGUUCACGGAAGACAUGGCUCUCGAGCUGCGUAGCAGUACUGAGGAGCUGGACUUCCACGAGCCAGAGCCCGAGAGGAAAUCCAAGAGGAAGAAGUUGCAGCAACAGCAGGCUGUUGUCGUAACAAAAUAUGAUUUAGAAACUGAAUAUGAGAAAGAAAUUAGAGAAAGAAAAGACUCGGGUUGCUCAGAAGGAGGACUCCUGUUUAUUGGCGGCAGAACUAGUCGGCUAUCGUCGAUAGGAUCUGCUGCCUCUGGAGGUAGCGGAGUGUCAGCUGGGAGUGCGGUCUCCCACCUCUCUGCCGCGUCCAACCUGUCGAGGGCUUCCCGUUGUUCGUCUCCGCACAAGAUGUUGCUCGAGACCUCAUUUUGUGGUCCUAAGCCUAUACCGACGUUAAGUCUGGAGGCUGAAUACCCACCGUCAGAGAGCGUUGAGGCAGCCCUACUCAAGAGGAAGGCAGAUCCCACCGGAGCCAUCCUGCCCAACUGUCUUGAAGUACGCGAUAACAAACCACGGCGGUGUAGCAGUGAAAGGGCUGUACGCCCUCAGGUGACUGUCCAAGCGGCCAGGAGCAGUUCCGCCCGGACAGCCAAGAGGCCCAACGUCAGCAAGAAGAAUGAUGACAAUGAGCUCUUCAAGAUCAUACCCCUUCACGGGUCCCUAGACGACGAUGACGACGACUCUGUUGACAACCCAGUAGAGGACUUCCAGCCAGAGAAUGGGAUUUACAUUCCUUUAAAGGGACCAAUUAUAGACUGUAGGAAGCAAGAAGAGGAGCCCAAAAGAAAAAAACCAGAGAUGGAAGAUAGUGAACUUUUCACGUUCAUCUCUCUUCAUGGCGAUGACGAGGAAGUCCAAAACAAGAAAAAUAAUCAAAGCGUUCAAUACAAAUCAUGGGAAGAGGCAGCCAAAUGGGUAGACUUGACCAAGCCAAGAAGUCCAGAACCGCCGAAACCAGGGCGAUUAGAAUUAGAGAAAAAAAAGAAUGGAAGAAGCUUAGGACAAAUACCAAGAGAUGAUUCCAGGACCCCCUCACCAGCAUCUUCUUAUUCAAGAGGGAACAUCUUCAGAAGGAGUUCUGACUCUUCUAGCAGCAGUAAAAAAUCUGGUGGUUCAGGAGAAUCAAAGUCAAAGAAAGAUAGCCGUAACAAAUCGAUGUUUACAGCUCUCUUCAGAAAGAAUGUAAAAGAAGUGCCACCACGAAAGUCAAACUAUCAAGAUAAAGCACCCAUCGAUCCAAAAUUGACAAAUGUAGAAUAUAAGUUUAAACAAGAUGAACAUGUGAUAGAUAAAGAUACAAUAAUCAUCCCCCUUCAUUCUCCAGAUGAAGUUGUUGAACCUUUAAUAAGAUAUGAUCCAGCUAAAGAUGAUACUGAUAUUUUGAAAGAUAUUCGCCCUGAAAUUAAGCCUGAGUCUUCAGUACCUCAUAAUCAGCGAUCAUCACUUGAUGAACACACUAUUGAGAAAAACAUUGUUGUUGUUGAUGUAAUUAAUGAAGAUACAAAAGAACCUGUUAAAAAUAAAGUAAAUAGACAAGAAAAAAAAGAAGAUCCCGUCAGAUCAGAAAUGAAAGAACUUAUUAAACCAGAUGUAUCUGAACAACUAAAAUUUGAAUGUAAAGGAGCAUCCACUGAAAUUAAAAAAAACAUUAAAGAACUAACAAAGAAAGUAGAAGGGCUUGAAAUCCAGCAUUUAGAAUGUGAACCAAGAGUAAGGAGAUCGUCGAGUGUUUCAUCAAGGGAGGUAGAAUAUUCCAAAGAACAAAAAGAAUCAGCAAUAAAAUCUGAGGAACGAAAUGUGAAUCUAGUAGGGAACCAAGAAAGUUUGGAAAAUGAAAGACAAGAAAGUGAUGAAACUGUGAGGCAGGCUAGUCAGGAAACCGUAAUUGAAAAUCCAGGCGCAAGUGAAGAGGUUUUGGCUAAUGAGAUUUCUCCUAAUCAAGAAGAAGUAGUUUUGAGCAGCAUCAUUCAAGAUGAAGAAAUAGAAAGUCUCAUAAAAAAAGAAGAAGAUUCUGAAAAUAAUUUAACAAAAAGUGAGGGUCAUGAGAGGCAGUCUUCAGAAUCGGAAGUUGACAUGGAAGUAGAGCGAGAGGUUGAAGCAGAAGAAUGUGACGAAGAAAGAAAAGGGCUGUUUCAUCAAACUGAUUCUCAAGAAGAUGAGUUGCCAUAUGUACCUACAACAUUGCCGCAAGAAAGGUCUGUAGCAGUUCCUAUAAUUCCAAUCAGACAGAGGGUAAGUGAAGUUAAGACAUGUCCUGUAGAGAGACCAAGGUCUACCACCCCAAUCCAACCUUCCAACCUUGAAGAGUAUGCUACUUUCCAUGAACCUAGGCCUUCUCUUACUCAAGAAAAAAUGCAAAUCACCCUCCCAAGAACAGAUUCAUUUGGUAAAGGUCGAGGUCGUGGUAAAGCAUCAUCUCCUCCUCCUCUUCCACCAAGAGCACCUCAAUGGGUAGCUUUUGAUGAGCCAGAGCGCAGAAGACCACCACGCAGAAUAACUACUCUCCCUUACACCUAUGUCAACCCUGAGGAAUGUACUUGCGAGUGUCAUGAGACACAGCAUAGGUCUACAAAAGACUCCCAAUGCUCCAAACCAGAACAGUGUUCAUACCCAAAAAAGGGCAGUAGGACAGAAAAAGAAAAACGUUACAGAACUUGAGAGAGAUGACUUAAUUUAAAAAAUGCCUUUUAUGUCAUAGUUAUAUAUAGUUGAUUUAUUUGGUUAAGUCUAGUGUAUCAUAUCCUGCUGAAGUUCAGUGUGCACAAAAUGAUCAAUGAUAAAUAACAGUUACAAUAGAAAACAAAUUAUAUUCAAUUUAUAUAUAUUAUGUUAAAAUUACACAUAUUGAUGCCAGAAAAAUAUUUUGUGAAUAUAUUUGAAUAAACAAAAUCUUAAAAAUAAACAUUGAACAAUUCAGCGAUAGUGAAGACUAUUUGCUAUUAUUGACAAACUUAAUUUUGAAAAUACAAAUUUUAAUUUUAUAUAUUCCUGUCAACAAAUUAAAUUAUUUAUUUGAAUUAUUUAUUUAUACAAAAGUAUCAAGAUGAAAAAAAAAAUUAAACUAUCAUCCACUAUACAAUUAAUGUUUCUUAAUAACAAAGUAUAUAUUUACUAAAAACUACAAACUGGUAAUUUUAAACAACAAAAGAUAGCCAGUGAUUGGUAGAAAAAUAAUUUAUUUGUUCAAGUUAAAUAUAUAUAUAUGAACGUAAUAGUUUUACAACUAAUAAAAAAACUUCAGAUGUGUGUAAAAUGGGAACAGUAGAUUAAAAAUGUAUUUAUAAAUUGACUAUUUGAAAAUCAUAAUAGACCAGGAGCAUUAGGAAGAUAUACUGGAUGAUACACUAGAAGUUAGCUGAUAAAUAUUGUUGUUUAUUAAUGAUUCAAAGCAUGUUUAUAUUUUCUAUGUGUCAAUCCCUGGGGUUAUAUGGGGGGGUUAAAUUAUAGUUGAGAGCUUAUUUUUAAGAGAACUGUUAAAUUUUGAAACCUGGAUGCAUUGUGUAUGAAGGAUAUACUUAAUUAUACAUAUAUAUAUAUAUAUAUAUUCUUUCUUUCAUGAAGGGAUUUUUGCAUAGAUCAGCAUAAGAUAUAGGAUAAAGGAACUGCUGCUUGUUUUGUUUUAUAAAGCAAUCAGACAGUGCUUGUAAAUAAAAUAUUGACUGCUGUAGUAUGGUAGUAACCGUGAAAGUAUGAGGAUUAGCCACUAGCGGAUCCAGGAUUUAAUAUUGGGGGGGCUUCAGCCCGAAAGCUUUUUUUUUUCAUACAAAUGACGAUAAUUACUUUUGAAAAAAAGAAAGAAACUAACUGUCUAUAUGAAUGGUGUUUAAGUGAUUCCUUAAGUCCUUUUAAAUGUUAUUACACAAACAAUAAUACUUUAAGAGAUAAUUUUUUAAUGUAGUUUUCCAUAAAGCAUGGUUAUAUUUCACCAUUUUGGGGGGAGCUUUAGCCCGAAAGCCUCCCCUCCCCCCCGGAGAUCCACCCGUGGGAUUAGCUAUGAACAAUUAGUGUAAAACUUAGGAGUUCAUGCGCAAGUAAAUAAAAUAAAAUUUAAUUUAAAGUAAAUCUCUAACAAUCAAUUCUAAUAAUUAUUCCAAAGACUUCAAGGUAACAUUUCCAAAAACAUUUAAUUAAUGAGGAAAACAAAGUGAACACUGAAACAUUAUAAAUUUUUAUAGCUUAUUCAGCGAAACUACAGUACACAAAAAUUAAAUACUUGCAAGAGAAUUAUUUUUUAAUUUUAAUAAUUCAAACAUUAAAUUGGCAUUAUUUAAAAAAAAAUUAUCAAAUAAUAAAUUUCGUAUUAUAAAGGGCUGCAUUAUGUUUUGGAAUAAGUAUACAGCAUAUCCAUGAUGAUAAAGGCACAACUUAAAAUUUCUAGCAUAAGAAAGUUUAAUGCUUAAACCUCAUCCCAAAGAGCAGCCUCAAGUAUCAGGUCAACCAAUUGACAACAUAAGUUAUCAACCAGCAACUGAGUAGAAGGAAACAACUUGAGGACUUCUAUGUAAAGCAUAGCCUCUGUGCAAAGAUCAUUCUAACAAUAAAACAUUUAUUGAAUUGCGCUCCUUUGAUUAUGAUCUAUAUUUAUAAUUGUAAGGGAUGUUUAUGAAUAUAUCAGAUAUUUAAAUAUCAAUUAAAAGAGUUGCUUUAUUAUUUUUUAAAUUUAUGUUAGAAAAAAUGUUUUUAAAUAAAGUAAUACAUAUUUUAAAGAACCACUUCUCACAACUUUAUUUAUUUAUACAAAAUAAUUGGGAAUAUUUUUGGUAUUCAUAGUUACAAAAUAAUAGAAGAAAGCAUUAAAAUUUGUCAUGUUGGAAAAAUAGUUGACUGUAGAUAAUAUGGUUGCAAGCUUAGUUGGGGGUUGCAGUCACAUAGAAAAAUAAAUGAAAACAAUUUUUUUUAUUAACAAACUAGCUUGUAGGGAGUUUCUAAUUUUAGUAGAUUUUGCUAUAUCUCAUCCUAUAAAUGUUAUUGUAUAGCUUCUGAAAGUUCAUAAAGAGAUGGUGUGUGGUAAUAUUAUACUCUUUGGGUUUUUCUAGGAUAGCUCUUAUUGAGAAGAUUUGAUCUGCAAUUCCUCGAACCCUCAUGAAUCCUGCCUAUUACAAUCUCACUUCUUGUCAUGAGAUUGAACAGAUUUCCUAGUAUAGCAACACUUGGGGCCACUUGCCACACAGGAGACAAAAGUCUCCAUGCCACUUAAGCUGUUGCUUUUGAAGGAAGCUCUUUCAUUCUCUUACUAGCAGCCGAUUUCUUAUACUCUUAUUAAGAACACAGUCUCUCUUAUUUGCCAACCACUCUGUGCAGGAAUUUCAUUCCUGCUCCUGUGAUUUGGUCGAAGGAUUUGUUAAGAAUGACCUUAGCUUUCAUUUCCAUGUUAUUUCCAUAUCACGUGGAGGAUUACAUGGUUAGAAUUAAAAGAGCAAAUUGUCUUUUCAUUAAUAGGGUGUUGUGUUCUUUUUAUUGUUCCUUACCUUUGCCUUUGAACAGUUAUUGACAUAGAGGGUCCUCAAUCCAAAGGAGCCAGUUGGCUCCAUCCCAACACAUUCUGUUAAUUUUAGUCUAUGUUGCUUACUUCUUUUUUUUUUUUUUCAUUUUGCUGCCACCAACAAUUUGUCUUAGUCUUCUUUCCAAAAGUUUGUUAAUAAUUUAUAUACAACUAAAAGAAGACUGAUCAUCCAAUAGUUUUUGUAUUCUGUAUUGCUUGCCUUUUUAUUUUGUUGUAUUCGACACUAGUUGUUAUGGAAUUGCAUUUGACUUGAAAUAAUGCGCCCGCCCAGUUGUAAGGGCCUAGUUAGUGUAGGAUCUGCAGCAUUCAUUUUUUCUUUUCAGAUGGGAUUCUUGGAGCUUGGUCUUUGAAUGCGAUGUUUAUUUUUCUCUUUGACUUCAAACACCACUUAAAUCCCCAACCAGUAAAAUUCAUCAUAAGUUAUCUGAUGUAGAUAUUAAAUGCUGCCUUCAUUGUUGUCAUCUCCAGAAUAACAUUACAAUUUUUUUUAAAAUAGAUUUUUACUAAUGGCAAAGAUAAUACCAGUGAUAUUUUAUAAAUAUUAGAACUCAUAAUAAAAAAAUCAUCCUGUUGAUAUAUAAUGAUUUUGAUUUCCUCUUUUGAUUUUGUAAACAAGAUAUAUUAGCUUGAAAUAAAAAAGUUUAAAAAAAAUAAUCAGUCAAGCAGCAAUUGUUUUAUCCUUUUCCUUAUUCCUGUUUAUGAUGCACACCUGCAAUUUCAAUGUGAUAUAAAGCCACUAAUUUGAGUGUGUUUAGAAUCUUAAUACAUUAAUCCGUUUAAAUAUGUUUGGUCUUUAGAAAUUUAUUUUUAGAUUUCUCAUCGACUUAUGUAAAUGUUACAAAAUCUAGUGUUCUAAAGUUUUUAAUAUUUAUUGAAAAAAUGUAUUUAAAAAAAAUGAAAGUGUAUAAUAAAUGAAAUUUGUUCUCUAACCAGACAAAACAGAUACUAAAAAAUAAAUCUAUGUACAUAAUGAGAAUAACUAAAAGCAAAAUGAAAAAAAUAAAUUAAUAUAUAAUUUCAAUACAAUUAAACCUAAGAAAAUCAAAUUAAAUUUUAUGUUUUGUCUUCUCUUUAAAAGCAAAUAAAAAAAUGAUAAGUCUUGCCUAAUGUUUUCGUCUGGUGAGAAAGCAAAGGAUUUAGUCUGAUCCAAAUAAAUCUAUAUAAAAUUCAUUACUAUGAUUAAACAUUUUAUUGAAACAAUAUUUUGCUGUAAAACUUUUAUUCAUUGUAUACAAUAAUUAAGCGAUUGAACCCAGUUCUUAUAUGCAUUUAAACCUUCAUCCACUUUGUUCGUUGUACAUUAAAGUUGUAAAUAUA